UCAACGCCAGCUCAAGCCACGGGCGGAGCGUCACUGCUCGGAAAAGGUGCCUCAGGAUUUUCUCAGAAUGAUCGAAUUAAAGUUGGUUCUGCACAGUUAGCGUCACUGACUGGGAGAGUAUUUAUACUCAGGUUCUCCUUGGAUGUUUUAAUCUGAGCGAUGUUUUGAGUUUUGAAAUCGCAUAAGGUGCUGAGACGUAUCGCGUGACUCGUUGAAUUAACGCAAAGUGGGAAUCCAAGUACGGGGACUUUAUCACUGUUAUGAAGACAGUUAAGGUCUUGAGGCCAGGGUCGUGCUCUGCAGGCCAUGCUGUGGCAGUGUUGUAAGGUAAGGAGGUGUCUGCGCUCCAUCAACAAGAAGCUGACUGUCUCCUUCUUCAUCCUCCUGCUGUUUGGCAUGAGUGGUCUGCUGUUCUUCCCACAUCUGCAGGACCUCCUAGACACACCCCAACACCAGGGCCCAGGUGGAAAGCUCUUAUACUCCAGUGGGCAGCUUGUGAAAAAGGAACACUGCCCUCGUUGUCUGGAUGACACACAAGCAUCUGGUCCAGUAGUGAGCAGGUUUCCUAGCCCUGUACCCCCAGCCAAACUCCCCCAACGGAACCCACAGUCUUCUGCAGUCAACCACAUAGACAUCACCAAAAACCACUAUAAACUUCUGAACAGCUCCUCUCCACUUCAGCAGCAUGACGGUGAUCUUGCUGGCUACAACAUCAACACCACUGACCAGCUGUCCCAGGUCCAGCAUGCUCGCCAGAAUUUCAUGAAUAAGGUAUGUGCUAAGUACGGGGAAAGUGCAGGUACACGGCCGAUAACCCGGCAGCAUGUGUCGCGAAUCUUUGUGGAGGAUGUGCACAAGCUCCUGUACUGCGAGGUACCCAAGGUGGGUUGCUCCAACUGGAAGCGUGUGCUCACAGUGCUUCAGGGCAAUGCUUCCUCUCCUGACAAAUUGAAGCAUGAGGAGCUCCACUUCGGGAAACACCUGAAAAGGCUGGACUCCUUCAACUACAAGGGAAUCAUCUAUCGUCUGGAGACCUACACUAAGGUGCUCUUCUCGAGGGAGCCCUUCGAGAGGCUAGUGUCAGCCUUUCGGGACAAGUUUGAGAACCCAAAUUCAUACUAUCACUCAGUGUUUGGAAAGCGCAUCAUCUCCAGGUACCGUAAGAACCCAUCCAGGCAGGCUUUGCGUACUGGAGCAGGUGUGACUUUCAAGGAGUUCAUCCAGUACUUGCUGGACGUUCACCGGCCAGUGGGCAUGGACAUCCACUGGCAGCUGGCGGCACAGCUUUGCAGCCCCUGCCUGAUACACUAUGAUUUCAUCGGCAAGUUUGAGACUAUGGAAGAGGAUGCCAAUUUUCUCCUGAGGCAUAUUGGAGCCCCCACUAACCUAACCUUGCCAAGUUUUAAAGACAGGAACCCAAAAGCAGCAAGGACUUCCUCACAAAUUACACACAAAUAUUUCAUGCAGCUGAGCUUAAAAGAGAGGCAAAGGACCUAUGACUUUUACUUCAUGGAUUAUCUAUUGUUUAACUACUCUAAGCCAUUUGAAGAUUUGUACUGAGCAUACAUGCUAAGAGACUUGUAAAUGUAUAUACUGAGAUUGUUGUUUGGUCUACUGUUGAGUUUUGUUUCACUUGAAUUUUUCAUUAUUCAGUAAAAAUGUAUUUAACGAAUUACUCACUAUUAUUAUUAUUAUUAUUAUUAUUAUUAUUAUUGUUGUUGUUGUUGUUGUCGUCACGUGUAAUAAUUAAUUCUACUACAAGCAGCCUGAAUCUUGCAAAAUGAUUCACACCUUUUCAAAUGUCACAUGCAAUGGUACUUUAUCACAUACAAGGGUACGGUUCAAUAAUCACGUGUACCAGUUGGAGUUAUUAAUGAAUUAAUUACUUAAGUUGUUAAGGUGUACAUUAUAUAUAUAUACCACUAUAAUGUUGUGUCUCUGUUCAGAUAAAAUGACAAA
Electrophorus electricus (electric eel) is the source of this 1959-nucleotide messenger RNA. RefSeq names its product carbohydrate sulfotransferase 8. NCBI's taxonomy places the organism in Eukaryota, Metazoa, Chordata, Actinopteri, Gymnotiformes, Gymnotidae. The record is from RefSeq and is a predicted model, not a curated record. Gene Ontology annotation, molecular function: sulfotransferase activity. Gene Ontology annotation, cellular component: membrane. Gene Ontology annotation, biological process: proteoglycan biosynthetic process; carbohydrate biosynthetic process.